AUGGUCUUAUUAUUAUUGAUUGCGCUUUUAUUUACAUCGGUUGAGCCAGCAAAUGCAAAUCAGCUCGAUAUCAGUGAAGAACAGGCACCGCUGUUAUUAAAAAAUGCCCUUCAUCUGACUGCUGAUCAAAAUAGCAUUUCGUUCCCAUCGUACAGACCAUACAGUAUCUUUGGUGAACAGUUAUCUCAUAUAUCUGAAGAAGAUGCCAGUCAACUGGAUAGAAUGUUUACGAACACCGAAGAUUCAUUAAGACAUGUUGAUAGUUACGAUAGCACCCCUUCCUUUUACAGCGGAUUACAUCAUCAUUACUCUUCCAGAAAUAACAAUAACGACGAAGAACAUCAUUUAUCAAUGACAAUUAUACCAACCGUACCAUCAAAUGCGUUAGCUUUAUUACCAUUACCUACACCAACAGAUCCAUUAGUGGCUUUUUUUCCUUGGAUGAGACCAGAGCAAGAUAAUUUACAGGAUGACUUACUUGUCCAUCCCUACUAUGGCUACAAUAAUCAUCAAAAUAAUGCAAUGGCAAAAAUCAAUAACUGGAAAACUCAGACACUCUCUCUCACAUUACUGUUAUUGGGCAUUGGUUACACAUUAUUGAAUACAUUUUUAUUCAUUUAUGUCUAUACCAUACUCCAAGUAUCUAUUUACAUGAUUGCCUGUCUAGUCAUGGUACAUGCAACGGCUGAAAUGAUUGUGUCAUAUACUAUUGAAAAGUGGUUUAUUCAUAGAUUGAACUUGACUCUCAUCACAACAUCCGUACAUAUUAUUUUAAUCUUAUGUGCAAUACUAUAUCCAUGUUUGAAACCUGAUAGUGCCACAACACAUGUCUUUUUACUCGUGUUACAGGCAUUACAAGCUGUUGGAUUCCAAUUGAUUUGGCUAAGUGGUGCUGAUCAAGUUAAUUUGAUCAUGUGGAGUCAAUACGAUCGAAUGAAGCACAGAUCAACUAUAUCCGCUUUAUAUAGCAGUAUCGGGCCUGCGAUUGGAGCUCUUGCUGCUGGUUAUAUCUUGCAAUCCAGCACAAGUGACAUGGAAGACUUUGCGCUUAUCUACAAAAUUUGUGUUGCAUUGUUUUCUCUCAGCUUUGUUGUAUCUUGGGGCUGGACAUCUGACGAUUAA
Messenger RNA from Mucor mucedo, 1122 nucleotides. RefSeq lists its product as uncharacterized. NCBI's taxonomy places the organism in Eukaryota, Fungi, Mucoromycota, Mucoromycetes, Mucorales, Mucoraceae. Gene Ontology annotation, cellular component: membrane. The transcript has 3 exons. The record is from RefSeq and is a predicted model, not a curated record. The coding region runs from base 1 to 1122 and encodes 373 amino acids.